GAAGGACACCAAAACACACACCGGUGAGUGAAUGAGUGAGCGCGUGCAGACCAGAUGAAGGUGAAUCGGCGAGUUUAGAAAGGAUUUAAGGUGAUAAUAAAAGCAUCGUUUAUACGAACUGAAUCAGGCUGUACUGCGACCGAGUCUCUGGCUAACGAGUCUGUGCACCUCACAUGGCCGUGCGACUGCUGAAGGUGUCGUCUGUCGCGACUGCACUCGUCGCCUCGUCCGGAUUUUACCUGUACUCCCAGAAAGUCGACUUCAAUGACCUCAGUGUCGUCAGGUUUGGCCGAGCGGCGGCUACGACGGCGGUCAUCAGUUAUGAUUAUCUCACCGCUCUGCGACAGGUUCAGUACGGGACAGAAGAGUACUGGAGCCUCAAAUCACAGGUUCACAGACGCUCAGCCGAGAGACUCAGAGACCUGUGUUGCGCAAACCGAGGCACGUUCAUUAAGGUGGGGCAGCACCUGGGGGCUCUGGACUACCUCUUGCCCGAGGAGUACACGAGCACGCUGAAGAUCCUCCACAGUCGAGCUCCUGCCAGCACCAUGCAGGAGAUCCAGCAGGUCAUCAGAGAAGAUCUGGGCAAAGAGCUGGACGAGUUGUUUGUGAGCUUCGAGGAGAAGCCACAGGGGGCAGCGUCUCUCGCUCAGGUCCACAAGGCCAUCCUGGCUAACGGCACCACUGUGGCGGUCAAGGUGCAGCAUCCAAAAGUUCAGGCUCAGAGCUCCAAGGACAUCAUGGUGAUGCAGUUCCUCCUACAGGUGGUUCAUUGGCUCUUUCCAGACUUUGCGUUCAUGUGGCUGGUAGAAGAAGCUAAACGAAACAUGCCUCUCGAGCUCGACUUCCUUAAUGAGGGAAGAAAUGCAGAGAAAGUGUCCCACAUGCUCAAGCGCUUCAACUUCCUGAAGGUACCAAAGAUCCACUGGGAGCUUUCAACCAAGCGGGUCCUGACCAUGGACUUUGUGGAAGGGGGGCAGGUGAAUGACCGCGAGUACAUGACCCACCAUGGAAUAGACGUCAACGAGAUUUCCAGGAACUUGGGCAGAAUGUACAGCGAGAUGAUAUUCGUGAACGGAUUUGUGCACUGCGACCCUCACCCCGGCAACGUGCUGGUGCGAAAGUGCCCGAAAAGCAAUAAGACGGAAAUUGUUUUACUCGAUCACGGCUUGUAUCAGUUGCUGAAGCCGGAGUUUCGCCUGGAUUACUGCAGACUGUGGCAGAGUCUCAUAAAGGGAGACAUGAAGGGUAUUGAGCGCUACAGCAGGCGUCUGGGGGCCGGAGACCUGUACCCGCUGUUCGCCUGCGUCCUCACGGCUCGCUCCUGGAGUUCGGUCAGCACUGGGAUUAGCCAGACCCCUGUCACGAGCUCUGAGCAUCUCGAGCCGAAAUGGAAGCUUAAUCGAGAAGAGUGCACAGCAGCUACGUUAAGCGGAGUUAUUGAUGUGGAGAUCCGCACGAACGCAGCGCUGUACCUCCCUCAGAUCAGCGAGCUGUUGAACCGAGUUCCUCGGCAGAUGCUGCUGCUGCUGAAGACCAACGACCUCCUGAGGGGCAUCGAGACGGUUCUGCAGACCCGUGCCAGCUCCAGCUCCUUCAUCAGCAUGAGUCGCUGCUGUACACGAGCACUCGCCAGUUAUAAGAGGAGUAAGACUGACUCGAGGAUGAGGAGGCUGCAGAUCAGCGUGUCCGAGUCUCUCACUCUGUGUCAGAUCAGUCUGUAUGAAGUGGUCUUGUGGAUUCGGAGCUCAUUGUUGGUGAAGUGGAUGUGUUACGCGCUCGGCUGUUUGCCCUUUGCACACUGAGGGGUUUAAAAGGGGGUUAAAGACGGACCACCGCACUGCCUCGCUGCCUCUCCACUCCCUCGUGACUCUCAUCAUCUCUCCAUCACACGGAGAGACGAGAGUCACAGAGUUAAACCUGUAAUUGCUGUAUGUUAUCAGUCGAACUCAUGUUGAAAAUGAUGUCAAGCUGUAUUUCAUCAAACACACAAAUGCAUUCGAAUGCACAAACACUGCAUCUGACAUUUAAAUAUGGUUGCCAGGUAUAAAUAAAAUGUGCAGGCACAUUCAAUUUCAAUAGAAACAGAAAGCGAAAGUGAUUCAAGUGCCAUUGUCCAAUCUGAGUUGUCCAAUCAGGACAGCUUAACAUUAGCUAGCUUGAAGUCUUAAUGUCAUUAAGUUGCUAGCGCUAGCCUCGCCAGGAUUGUGGAGAUAGCUGUAGAAUAUCAGAUGUUCAUGAAGACGUUAAAUAUUCUGGUACGUUCAUGUUAAUGAUAAAGAUGCGGAGUUUUCCUACUGUAUAUAUAACACCGUCAUUACGAGGUUAUUAUAAGCAGCAACCCAGCGAUGUGUGACAUCACUGUAAAAAGGGGCGGGGCUACAAUGAAAACGGCUCAUUAAAAAGUUCACUUUUGUUCGUUUAUAAUAAAAUAAUCAUUAUUUUCUACACAUGGUUUGUGGAUUUGAAUGCAUUUUCUCUCUCUGUUUUAAUUUUUUUAUUUCUUUUGAAAUUUUUGUAAAUUUUUCCAAAAUGCACCACGACACAGAAACGGACGUCUAGACGUCUUGUUGGACGAGUUUAGAAACUUUAGAUGAAAUUCCAUUCAACACACCAUCUCUGAAAUACCGCACAAUUUAUUUGAUUUAUUUACAUUAUAAUUUAUUUAUUUACACUCUUACGUAGCCAUAAUGUCAGCUAGCUAGUUCAAGUUCUAGUUCAGCUCCGUGUCAACCAGCUGUUGCUAUAGAAACGGUGCCUGUUAUGGUUGCUGUAACGUGAGGAGGCUCGUUUUUGCAGGUGUUUAAUUUAAUUAAUAAUAAUUUUUUUAAAGUGUGUGCUGUUGUUGAAUAAUAAAUAAAUAAAUUUGGUUGUUUAAGAGGAAUAAAAGAAAUCCUAAUAUAUGUCUUGUUUUAACUUUUUUUUUUUUUUUACCUGUGAUAUAAAUGUGUGGUAUUUAAAAAAAUUAAAAAAUGAUUAUUGCUUAAUUGUUGAAUAAUUAUUUUAAUUAUUAUAAAUGUAAUAUUUUUCUUUUUAAUGUUUUUUGCUGUAUUUUCUUUCCCAGACAAUUCCUUCAUUUUUUUCAUACCCCUGUCCACGUGCACGGCUGUUUAAACUUAAAUGGACAUUUAAAAUAAUCUGAAACAAAUCCUAUUAAUGUCUCAGUGAUGAUAUGUUGAUAUCAUUAUGUUUUUACAUAUUUAAUAUAUAUUUUUUAAUUUCAGGUGUCUCCUACUCUGCAGUUAUU
Messenger RNA from Hemibagrus wyckioides, 3247 nucleotides. It is a transcript of the gene adck1, whose product is annotated as aarF domain containing kinase 1. The transcript has 12 exons. Lineage: Eukaryota; Metazoa; Chordata; Actinopteri; Siluriformes; Bagridae. Gene Ontology annotation, cellular component: mitochondrial inner membrane. Gene Ontology annotation, biological process: lipid homeostasis; mitochondrion organization. The record is from RefSeq and is a predicted model, not a curated record. Bases 174 to 1805 code for a protein of 543 amino acids.